GGAGAUGCAUGUCAAAGAAUGUAUAGAGAAAACAGAGAAUGUGUCACAAUUCAACCAUUUGUUUCAUUUUCAGGCGACAUAUGUAUGUGUCAGGUAAUAUUUAAAUGUACUGGUAUUACUAGUUCUAUGGUUCCAACAGAAGCAGUAAAUAAAAUUCCCCAUUUGUUGGUCACAACUACAGAUAAUGGAGUAUCAACCCAUGAAUCUUUCUUGGCAGCAUUGAAAGAGUUUGAUGUCUACUUAAAUGAAAAAAAUGUUAAGCGACCCAUCGUCUUAUUAUCAGAUGGACAUAGCUCUAGACUAGACUUUGAUGUAUUAUCUUUUUUGGAGUCCAAAAGAAUUCAUCUUUUUCUUACUCCACCAGACACAACAGGAGUUACUCAACUUCUUGACCAAGUAAACAAGAACAUUCAUAGUGAGUAUCGUAAGCAAAAAGACUCUAUGUUUUCUGAUAUCUGUUCCUUAAACAAAGAAGCUUUUAUGUUAGUUUUAGCUAAUGUAUGGGACAAGUGGACAACCAAAGAAACGCUUGUAAAAUCUGCUAAAAGGGUUGGUGUUGCCGAAAAUGCAUUGAGUGUUGAUUUUAUGCAAAAAGACAAAUUCGAACGAGCAGAAAACUGUAUUGAACCAGAAAAACAAACUUCUCCACUAAUUUCUUCGCCGGAUAAAAGACGUGGUUCAGCAAAUUAUUGGAAAUCAAAAUUUGAACAAGCGAUGGAGUUGAUUGAUGAACUUCAUGAAAAGAGCAUUCAGCUGGAAGAAAUACCUGGUUUUAUGACAACCAAAAAGAUAAAGCCAAAAUUAACAAAAGAUGCAACACGUGUUACCCAAGUACAUGGAUCAAUGACUGCAAGCGAUGUAAUAACUCUAGUUGAAAGCAUAAAAAGAAAAAAAGAAAAAGAAAAGGAAAAAAAAAGAAAAUGCUGCAAAAAAGAAAGAGGAAGUUACAAGACUCUUUAUAACAUGUAAGCUUCAAUGCUAUUGCGAGGAGAUAAAAUGUAAAGCUUUUGGCUUAAAGCAGUGUCCAACCUGCCUCAAUAUAAUGCGGUCCAUUUGCAGCAAAGCAAACUGCAAAGUAAAUGGAAAAAACCCAGAAAUGAUUUUAUCUGCAGCUGCUAGAAAGAAAUAACUGUGAUAUUCAAAAUCUUUUUUAUUGAAUGAACUAUUUGUUUUAAAUUUGUUGUAAAGACUUGUUCUGGAUAAACU
Messenger RNA from Hydra vulgaris (swiftwater hydra), 1206 nucleotides. Lineage: Eukaryota; Metazoa; Cnidaria; Hydrozoa; Anthoathecata; Hydridae. The record is from RefSeq and is a predicted model, not a curated record.